Molecule: messenger RNA, 2829 nt
Organism: Fomitiporia mediterranea MF3/22
Lineage: Eukaryota; Fungi; Basidiomycota; Agaricomycetes; Hymenochaetales; Hymenochaetaceae
Exons: 4
Coding region: 263-1552 (429 amino acids)
Source: RefSeq, a predicted model, not a curated record
GCUCUCCCCGGCGCUCAACGUUCAAGUGUGCGACCUUUCCAGCGUCGCCAUCGGCCUCUUGCAGCUGUCCUCGCAUAACUGUGCGUUGCCUGCCGCGCCCGGUGCCCUUGGUUGUUCGAGUUGUCUGAUUAUGGUUGCAUAGCUCCACACUCUUAGCUUGCACCUUCGUCACCAUCACUUCAUCGUUCUUUCCCUCUCUUCCCUCUUCUACUCUUACUUGCCCUUUCAUAUUCGCUCUUCAUAGCUGUCUUUCUUCCCGUAAAUGUCAUCCUCGCGCUCUUCGGCAGCGCCAUGGCCCGCCCAGACUCCGUUGACUCCGCCUUUGCAUCCCGGCAAGAGGAAACGCUCUGGGAUGGAGGUGCACGCUCGCACACCCAAGAUGGCCCGCGCUACUAUAGCAAAUCAGACACAGAUAGAGGAGGCAAUGAAUGAAUGUUUUGACUCCGAUAAUUCCGUCGUGUCAUGUUGGCCGACAAACGCGACUGUCAUUGAACAGAAUGAUUCCUCUGCGUUUAUAUGGAACAGCAGAUUACCUUCAUUCACGCAGUUUAAUCUGGUUGACAUAGCCUUGUUUCGUGCAGAUACGGGCCAGAUCGUGCGACAAUGGAACGACACGACAAAUCCUUCGAAUAGAGCUGGGAGCCUUCCCAUUACUACGGAAGACGAGUGGUGGGGGUCGCAAGGCCCUUCAUGGGACGGGUCACCCACGCCAUUCCCUUUCUAUUUUGCCGUCGUUGCGAGUGGUACACCGGUUAUUUCAGGCCAGCCGCAGUCGACGUUUACUGCAGUCCAAACGACCUUCCCAGCUUCAGUCAUCGCAUCGAUGUCAUCUGCCUCCGUCGCCGCAGCGUCUUCGUCGGCCGCAGCUGCUUCUUCGUCACUCCAUUCGACGCAGACGAGUGAUGGUCUGACAAGCUCGACGUCUGGGGGGAAUGUCCAGGAUGCAAGCAAUAACUCGCCAUUCCCACGAUGGGCAAUCGCCGUCAUCGUGAUUCUUGGGUUUCUCGCACUUGCCGCGCUCGUAGCUCUUAUUUUCCUGGUCAUUGCCCGUGCCCGCCGGAGACGAUAUGACCCUUCGCGUCGGGGUUCAAUGGGUUCACAAUCUCCGAUGAUGGCGAAUAUGGCAAACGCUCAGCAAACCGGACCUCUUUCCCCUCAGAUGGAAACUGGUGAAACCGGACAGGCAUUAGGUGCGGGAAUUUUGGGUGGUGCGGUGGCAGGGAGAGCGGCUUCUUCGGUUGCGCCUGAAAACGACGGAGCCUCGUCAACGAGUGAAAAUUUGUUCUCAGGUGCGGAUGCGGCAGUGAUGGCUGAGGCGUUCCGUAAGGCAUUGAGAAAACCCGAGUUCGCCGACCAGACAGUGGAGGAAGGUGAAAGUCCUGAGGCGAUAUCGGAUCAUCCAGAGCUGCUUAGUCGAGAACUAGCUGAGGAAGGGCGGGAUAUCCGGAGUGUGGGUUCUUCACGGGGCGUUCGUGUUGAGACGCUAAGCGAUGAUGGUGCCGACACUGCGACUGCAACAAGGCACAGCACACCACGGAACAGUACAGGGUGAUGUUGAAGUUGUCGCCCAAUUAACAACUGUCCGUUCAAAUUUCCUUUUACUUGUAUGGGGUUUCUGGUUGUUUUCUCCGCCUUUUCCAUCCGUUCGUUCGUGCUGUCCUACGCUGUUGCAGUGUUCACUCUUGAUUCACAGCUCUCACUCCUCGCAAUUUCUCGAUCAUUGGUAUGCUUUGUGACGUAUUGUUCUGUGGUCUGGCCUUCUAGCGGCAACUACUGUGUACCUCAUCAAGCCCCGUCAACUUGCCCUGGCCGUGAUAAUCGUCCAUCUUCUUCUGCACACCCUUUCCUCUCUUCCCAGACUCUUCACCUCUUACGCACUCCGUCUUCCCACCUUGUUCCUCACCCCGAAAUUUCCUUCCUUCCCUCCCUCCAUUCCCCACCUAUCCGCCUACCUAUCUACCUUGGACUUGUAUACGACUUGCAACUUACCCGCUCUCUCAUCAGAGCACAUCUCCCCACCGCGCGUCGUUCUUUACAUUUACUUAUUGCUCUUCUCUUACAUCAUUCCUACAACUGCUUCACGUCUCACGUUCAACCUCUUCUGUGUCUACACUCAACGUUAUUCUGGCUUAUGUUUAUUCCCGCCCACUACUUUCUUCCUUUGCUUUAUUCCAUUUGCAAGUUGAUUUUUUUUUCUUCUUUCUUUUUUUGUGCAUUUUUCGGUGAAGCGCUUGAGCAGUGAACAUUAUUUGCGCCUGCGUUGUGAUUGGUAGCGCCCUACCCCUGCUAGGACAAAUUUGCUGCUUAUGGCUUCGGUGCUUCCGAGUUGCGCAUGCCUCGACGAAUUGAGUGGUAACGCCCCCACUCGGAACCUAUUGCGUACCGAUGGUCUAUUCCUGGAUGCCUGUCCUGGGGAGCGUCACCGUUGUGGAGCUCGAUAUUAACUCGGUUUCGAUGGAGUUCUACGUGCCGUGCAUAUCGCACUCCUGCUCUGCAUUCUUGAAAGGACCGCAGUUUGUCCGCCUGCCGAGGAAUCGCUAUGUUCAGUUCAUAAUUUUGGAACGUUGUGAAGCCAUUAGCCAUUAGCCGCCAAAUGACGACGCGUUAUUUUCUAUGGCGCGAGGGCGCAUAUAUGGUAGUGGUUUUAUCACUUUAUACAUUUAUCUUACGUCCCGAUACCCAACCUCCUCCCAUCUCCUUUCUCCCACCUCUCUCCUCUAAGUCUCUCACCCUUGGUCUUCCUCUUCCUCUUUUCUCCUACCGCUUUUGUGCCUUUUCUUUUUUCUUUUUUCUUCUUUUUCUAUCUCUACUACUGCUACUGUGUUGCAC